Molecule: messenger RNA, 1333 nt
Organism: Eremomyces bilateralis CBS 781.70
Lineage: Eukaryota; Fungi; Ascomycota; Dothideomycetes; Eremomycetales; Eremomycetaceae
Product: Pex19 protein
Exons: 3
Coding region: 230-1048 (272 amino acids)
Biological process (GO): protein import into peroxisome membrane
Cellular component (GO): peroxisomal membrane; peroxisome
Source: RefSeq, a predicted model, not a curated record
UCACGCUGUUGUUAGGCACUUGUGCUGCACCUGCACGACACAGGCAUGCAUGAAUCGGAUCAGCAGGACAGUAUCACAAUCUGAUAUUUGACAUCCUCCUCAGUCCUUGCUUUAUAUACCCAUUUCUUCCUCCCUACUCCCAUCAUGUCGGGCGAAAAGAAGGAGGAAAUCCCGCCCAGUGCGCUGGACGCCGCGCCAGACCCCCCCGAAGACGACCUAGACGACCUUGAUGUUCUCAGCGACGACCUUAGAACCAAAAGACAAGCACCCGGACGCCUCAGGCGCCGACAAGUCUAUCCCAGCGCCGUCAUCAGAUAUCCCCCCCCCGAUCCCCGCCGCCCCGGACUUCGAGAAGGAGCUGCAGGCGGGCAUGGCGGCGCUGCUGGGCGAGCUGGAUUCGAACCCAGAGAUGCAGAAGGAGAUGGAGGCGCUGAUGAAGGAGCUGGGCAGCGCGACGGACCUCGGGCUGACCGAGCCCAGCAACCCGCCACCCGCAGCGUCGGCGGAGGGGAGUAAAGCGACGGAGGACUCGUUUCAGGAGAAUAUUCGGCGGACGAUGGAGCGGAUGCAGGCGUCGGGCGAGCAGGCGGGGGCGGCAGCAGCGGAGUCGAGCCAGCAGAAUUUCAUGAUGGAGAUGCUCAAGAACCUGGACGCGGAUGGAGAGGGGGGCUUCGAUCCGGCGAACAUGAACGACGCAGCGUACACGAAGAUGAUUUCCGGGCUGAUGGAGGAGCUGACGACCAAGGAGAUCCUGUACGAGCCGAUGAAGGAGCUGUAUGAUAAGUAUCCCGAAUGGAUUGAGAAGAAUAAGGAGACGGUCGGGAAGGAGGAUUUGGCGAGGUAUCGGGAGCAGCUGGAGCAUGUCACGGAGAUUGUGGGGAGGUUUGAGAGCCCGUCGUAUUCGGACACCAACGCGGCUGAUAAGGCGUUCAUCUCGGAGAAGAUGGAGAAGAUGCAAAACGCCGGGUCUCCUCCUGGCGACCUGGUCAACAUGAGCGCCGCGCAAGAGGUGCUCGGCGACAUGGACUCCGGAUGUCCAACGCAAUGAUCUACAUGAUAUUCCCCUUUACGCCUGCAUGUGCCAGCCCUUCCUCUCCAUAGACCAUAUCCAUGAUCCAGAUACCCAACACCGAAAACGCCAAAAGACUGUGAACGCCGAGAAUAUCCUGAUUCCUGUCUUCCUUCAACUAGUGUCCAUCGCGUCGUGGUGCUCGCCUUGCGCACGUGGGUCGGAAGAGAACCCGUCACCUGCCAUGUCCCGCCAAUCAUCAUCGUCAAGAUCGAUGUCGAUAUCUGCGAAUUGGUGUCGUUGGGCUUGAGAGAUAUCGUUCUU